Messenger RNA from Schistosoma margrebowiei, 4598 nucleotides. Lineage: Eukaryota; Metazoa; Platyhelminthes; Trematoda; Strigeidida; Schistosomatidae. The record is from the annotation of a GenBank genome assembly.
AUAAAAAAAAACAGUAUGUUUUACACGUGGCAUUGGAACAAACAAACCACAUUUUUAUACGUAUUGAAUUAGUGUAGUUAAUCACAUUUUGUAUUAUUGAGAAUUUAAUCAGAACCGGGAAUAUAAAUCGAACUGUGCUGGUAUCCAGGACUUUCCUAAUCAUUAUCAUUAUCAUCAUACAUAACCAAUGGCUGAAUUUCGUAAAUGUUUUGAAAACUUAGAUACUGAAAAACGUGGUGUAAUUACAAUUGAAGAUUUAAAAAAUUAUAUGUAUAAAAUGCAUUAUAAAGAAACAUUUUUACAUAAAUGGAUUGAAUUAUUUGAUCCUGAACAUACAGGAUUUAUUACUUAUGAACAAUAUUGUAAAACACUUGGUUUAAUACCACGUAAACGUACACUUAGUAAAAAUUUAACAGAUUCUACAUUAUUAUUAUCAUCAGCAUCAUCAUCAUUGUCUAUUUCAUCAAAACAAGAUAAUGUCAAUGAAGCAUUCAUUGGUAGUUUUGAUAAAAAUAUAAACGAGACUAAUAUUACUACAAUCAUUCAACAAUCUGAUUCAAAUGAACCAGAUCAAAAAAAUGAACCAACAAUUAUAACAACAGAACAACAUCCAACUAUUCAUAUAGAAAUUGAUCAAACAAUAAAAAAUACAUGUACUUUAAAACAAUCAAAAGUUGAAAUCAAUGAAACAGAACAACAACAACAACAACAGCGACAACAACAACAACAGCAACAACAACAACAACAACAGCGACAACAACAAAAUGAGUAUCCAAAUCAAUCAAAUAAUCCCAUUCAUCAAAAAAUCAAUAAUGAUAGUAUCAAUUUACCAAUGAUAAAUAAUCAAAACAUCAUUAUAGUAAAUGAUGAAUCUAUCGAUGAGAAUAUGCUAAGCGUUCAGGAAAAUAUGAUUUCAUCUAUUAAUAAUGAUAUACUACUUAAAAAUACUGAACAAAUGAUAACUAAUCUAAUUGUUACUAAUCAAAAUGAAAAUAAUUUCAUUGAAUCAAUAAAACAAAUCGAUAAUGAAAUGAAAUCAUCAAUUAUAGAUCCAAUAAAAUUAAUAAAUUCAGAUAAGAAAUCAAUUAAAAAAUCUAAAAAAAAACAAAAACAUGUAUUAUCAUUAGAGAAAAAUACAUUUGAUAUCACUAUGGAUACUAAUCUAUUAUUACCUAUAGAAAAUACUACAUUAGAUCAUGAACAUAAUGAAUUCAUAAGUAGUAUCAUUACAUCGGAUAUAAAUAAUUCUGGCAUAAAUAUUACUGAUGUAGCAUCUACUAUUACUACUACUACAAGUAGUAUUCAAAAUGAAAUCUCAUCAUUACAAUUCAAUAUCAAUGAUAAUCUAUCAACUAUAAACAAUGUAAUUGAAAUAGAUCCACAAUACAAUAAGAAAUAUAUUGAAAACUCUAUGAAACAUUUAAAGAAAGAUCAAAAAUCAAUAAAUAAAGAAAUAGAACUAAAAGAACAAUAUGAAGAAAAUAUUCAACCCUUAAAUUCUUCAUUUAUAUCUGAAUCAACAAAUAAUGAAUCUAAUGACAUAACAUUAUCUUCUAUAGAGAUAUCGAUUCAUAAAGAAGAUUCUGUUAGGUUAAAUGUUUUACAAAAUAAUAAACCAAUGUCUAUAUCUACUCAUUUAUUGACUGAAUCAAAUCAAUUCACUAAAUGUUGUUCAUCCAAUGAAACUAAUCAAGAAACUGAUUCAGAAUUGAAUCAUGAAAUUAUACAGAACAAUGAAAUUUCUAAACAAACAAUAGAAAAAUCAAAUCAAAAGAAACAAAUUAUAGACAACUCAUUAGAACAAACUAUUGAUCAGAAAAUAUCAAUAAAUGAUCCUGUACAUUCUGAAUCAAUAAAUUUGAUCAAUCAACAAUCAAGUCAAUUUAUUACUGAUAGUUUAUCAAUAUCAGAAUUAUUAAUUAUUCCUCAAGAGAUUCAAUCGAUAUCAAAAACACCUCAAGGAAUUUAUGAAGAAGCUGACAUUGAUAAUCAUAAUAACAAUGUUGAACUAUUAUCACCACCAGAAUUAAUUAGUGAUGAGAAAAAUUUUAAGAAAGGAUCAAAAAAAUCUAGAAAAAAACAUGAAAAGAAACAUUCUGAUAUUGAUAAUACUAUAGAACAAGACUCAUGUAUCAUUGUUCAUGAGGAGGAGAAGAUGAUGAAGAAGAAGAAGAAGGACAAGACGGAGAAGAAGAAUGCAACAGACUCAAAAAAUGAUCAUUUACACGAGGUAAACAUGCAUGACAUAGAGAUGACAUCAGAAUCUAUAAAUAAAGAAUAUAUAAAUCCAUCUAUGAUGUCAUUUUCCGAUUCAACAUUCCUUGAAUUAAACAAUACUAAUUCUCAAUUAGAAUGUUGUAUAGAACAAACAUCUAAUAAACAACCUACAAUUAUUCUAGAAACUAACAAUUUAUCUAAACAAGUUUUGAAUGAAUCACAAAUGAUUGAAUCAAAUGAUAAUACAGUUCAUACUGAAAUAACUCAUAUAAGUAGUACAAUUCUAGUAGAUAAUCAUGAUGACACUUCAGAAUACAUUGAAAAAGUACAAUUCAAUAAUAAUAAUAAUAAUAAUAAUAAUAAUAAUAAUAAUAAUAAUAAUAAUAAUAAUAAUGAUAAUGACACAUUAAUAGAACAAUCAUCUCUAAGAAAAGGAGAUAUAAACGUAAUGACUACAGAGUUGACAUUAUGUGAUUCAGACUUAAGCAUUAAACAUCAAGAUACUAAUAAAAACUCAUUAAAACAAUCAAAAAAGAAACAAAACAAAACAAACCAGUCAAUUGAAAAGAAUAUAAAAGCUGUUGAAACUCAUAAAAAUACUAUUCAUACUUCUAUUCCUCAAAGUAUAGCAACAACGAUUGAUAUAAAUCGAACUGUUGACUCUCCUCUAUCCACUGAUAUAAAAAUAAAAGAACCAACACAACAACUAACACUGUCACUGAAUUCCAGUGAUUUAGUUAGUCAACCUACGGAUGGAUUCAGUAAAAAAUCAUCAAGAAAUAAAAAAACUAAGAAAGUUAAAAUACAGUCUAAUGUUUCAGAUGUUAAUUAUUUUUCAAAGUCUACGUCUACCAUAUUACCGAAUUCUUUGAUACCGUUUAAUGAAGUACAUACUACUGAAUAUAGUAAUAGUAGUUAUAGUAGUGGUAGAAACACUAAAAAUAAUUUCACAUCAAUAUCAAUUCCAUUUUGUAAAACAAUUUGUAAAGUUUCUCAUGAAGAAUUACAUAAUUCUCUAAGUCAUAGAAAUACAUCAAACUUGAAAGCAAAGAAUAAAAAACUUCAUUUGAAACAUAACAAAUUAAAGAGUAGUAAAACAAACGUUCUUAAUCAACUAGAUAAUACAUUCAAUAAUAAAUCUGUAAUUAAUGAAAUAAAAAUGGGACAAUCAUCACAAACAGUUACUGAAGAAGAAGAAACACAAGAAAACACUAGGAAACGACGUUUUCCUAAGUCUUUCAUAACGCAAGUUGAUCCAAAAUAUAUUCGUUCUGCUCGUUUAGCUGCUAAACGAAGAAAAACGGAUUCAACUAAUCAACCAAAAGAAACAUCAUCAUCAUCGUCUACAGAUAAAAGAAAAACAUCAAUGAAACAGAAAUCCAAGAAAAUAUUAAAAAAAUGGCGUCUACGACCAAGUUUAAGAGAAAAUGGUGUUAUUGUUAUAUUAUUAGCUGGACGACAUCGUGGUAAACGUGUAGUUAGUUUAGGUAGACAAAAAUCAACAGGUCUAUUACUUGUCACUGGACCAUAUUGUUAUAAUGGUUGUCCAUUACGUCGUGUUCAUCCAGAUUAUGUGAUUGCUACUAAAACAAAAAUUGAUUUAAGUAGUUUAUCACUUCCUGAAAGAAUUCAUGCAAAAAAAUAUUUCACUAGAACUACUAAAUGUAAAAGUUUCAAAACAAAAUUUAAUCAUAAUCAAUUUGAUGAGAUUCUUGAACAUGGUAUUAAUACUAAAAGAUCAACUUAUAAACCAAAUGAUGAAAAGAAAACUGAUCAAAUCUAUAUAGAUAAUGAAGUGAGAAAAGCGAUCAAAUCUCAUACCGAUUCAAAGUUAUUAAUUGGUUAUUUAAAAUCAUUAUUCACAAUUGGAAAACAUGAUAAACCACAUGAAAUGUUGUUCUAGUUAAAUGUAAACAUAUUCAGUCAAUCAUAUACAUACACACACACACACAUUCAGAUAAACAAUGAUACACAUAGAAACAAACAAACUACACAAAUUGACCUUCCGAAAGUAUACUAACUCUUCUUUACUAUACUACUACUACUACUACUAAGAACUAUAGAUACAAACUCAUUAUAAAUGAAGCAUUUCAACAUGCAACGUAAAUGUAAUUCACCUCUUUUAUUUGCCACUUUUUCGGAUGUGCUUCUUCUUGAAUCUUUUCUUUUCUCUGAACAAAAUAAUGAUUAACUGUUCAAUGUCCAUAUUCUUAGGUUGUUUUUGUCUUGUUACCAUUUUGAUGUUAUUUUCUUGUUGUAAACUUGUGUCUUUUUGUUUUGUUUGUUUUUUGUCUUCCUUUAUUUGUGUCUAUUUUUCAAAUGUAUUCAGUUCACGUUUUUUUUGUUUCUAAACCAAAAUAAAUCUUAUUUCUGGAUUGAAA